Messenger RNA from Ostrea edulis (European flat oyster), 2675 nucleotides. RefSeq lists its product as uncharacterized. Lineage: Eukaryota; Metazoa; Mollusca; Bivalvia; Ostreida; Ostreidae. The record is from RefSeq and is a predicted model, not a curated record. The transcript is spliced from 3 exons. The coding region runs from base 240 to 863 and encodes 207 amino acids.
CCCUUCUGUGUGUGGUUAUUGCAUAAAAGUUUCAUAUUUUCAAUUUUUUUUUUAUUUGUUAUUUUCUUUAUUCUCAAACAUUUUUUAUUGACAACUCGGUGUAAUGAUACGAACACCUAACUUCAUAUUCAGCAUUAUCCGUUUAUCACAUAUUUAUAAUUUUCACUGAUAGAUCUAUACGUAUCUUCCUUUAGUGCCCCAAAGUUUAUAAGGUGUCGAAAUGUUCAGGUCCCGAUACAAUGAGGCGCGAAGCCGUCGGACACACUCCGCAGAGGGCGCGCAGUGCAAGUGUUUUUGUCAACAUAAACAUGAACGACCCUGACCGUCUGAAAUGGCCAUUUUAUGUCUUAAAAUUGCCACAAUUCAGUCUUUCACCGAUGAAAUUAAUAAAUUGCAAUGGAGGAACCGGGUUUGGCGUAAAAUUCACCCAGUCAUCCGUGCAAGCUGACUAUAUUUAUGAUACUGACAGGCAUGGGGAGGAGUACGGCUUGGUUUUCCCCUUCACGGAGAUAUUCUUAAACGGAAACGCUAUUCUUAUGGAUUACAUUAAUUUAGGAAAAAAGCCAACUGAAAACCCCAAAAGCUUGCAGGUGUUGGAAAUCCUGUUGUCGUUCAUCACGCAUAUUGAGGAAGCAGCUAAGGCACUUCAACCUGUAGAGAAGCAAUCAUCAUCAGAAGGAAAGGAUGGAGCAAGUGAAAGUGACUGGUUAGCAAGGCUUGCUGUUCAUUUCCUGUCACCAUUGUCUCUGACACAAGAGUAUAUUCUAGAUAAACAGAGCUCAAAAAUGUGUCAAGAAUGCCCUUGCCGAUGUUCCUGUAAAAAAGUCAUCCCAGAACCUGGUAUGGACAUUUUGAUAUCUUAAUGGGGAAAUUUGGGAAUGAAAAAGGGAAAGUGACUGAAGUAAAUGUAGGUGCUACUGAGGUUCCCAUGGAAACAGAGGACAAGUCGGAUACCAUUUUCGAAUUUGAUGAGAAAUUGUCCGAUGAAUGUCCGUCACAAAUUGAGGAGGAAAUCGAUCAAUUACAUAGCCGCUUCUCACAGCUGAUUUCCCAAACAAUAGUUCUUUCAUUUUAUCAGAAAAAAUAUGAACCUUCUUUGACUCUUGUGCCAUCGAUUGGAGUAAGUGAAAGUCAUAUUCAAUUUAAUUUCUACGACUGUGAAAGAGAUGUUUACCUUUUAAGUCGAGAAAUGUCAUUAUUCUACGAUGAUGACAAGAAAGGCUUGAACUUAAGUACUGUGAUAGCCACCUGGUUAGUUCUCAACCACAAGCACCUGAUCUCUGGAACUUCGGAAGAAAUGAGGGAAGAAAAGUUUGGUUUUCAUUCAAAGAUUUCAAAGGAAAUUUUGCACCUUUUUAAGCAUGAUAUUGAAAUGGGUUGGACCAUGUUUAAGCCAUAUAUAUUUCAGGAUAACAUUUUAUUAAAACGCUAUAAAGUUCUGAGCAAGGACCCUGAUGUCGUGGAUGCAAAAUAUCCAAAAACGUAGUAUUGUAAAAUCUAACACCGAAAAUACACUGGUACAUGUAGCAGUGUAAUUAAUGCGGUGGAGGCAGAUAUACUCUUGCAUGGAUCUAUGGACAGUCUUUCGUUUACAAAUUCAACAUUGCUGGGAAUUGAUAUGAAUAUGAAUCCCCAAACGGCAGUAAAAAUUGCCAGCAACAAUUAAUAAUACAGCAUGCUAUUGUACAUUUGUUGAUUUGAAAUUUAGUGAUAAAUACAAUGUACAGAUGUAUGAUGUUUUCUGGUGAUUUUUUGUACAGCUUUUAGUACAUAUUUAUUAUGAGCAGUGUAUAGUAUUUUCACCCUUGGAAUUCCAGUAUUUUCAAGGCUCUUGUACAGUCUUUUCACAUGUAUGUAUUGGCCAAUAUCAGUCACUUUUAAAAUAUGGAGAAUAUUACUUUUAUUAUGUCAUAAACUUCUUUCUCCUGUAUGAAGAUUAUCAUCUUCAGAAUAGAACAGUUUGACAUUUCUCUGCUUUUUUUUUGUAACCUGUACAAAAUUUGGUAGGAUUUAAAAGUAAUUUAUCUAGAUGAUAAAAGCAUAUGAAAAUUGAAAGUUUUGCUUUAUUAGAAUUUUUCAUAUCAAAAAAUGCUUGGAAAAUUACUGUAGAAUCAUUCAAAUCAAAACACAAGAAUUUUUUUUCCCAAAGUAUUUUUGUCUCAUACCCAAGAUACUGGUUGGCAAUAUUUGGAAUAACCAUAGCAAUGAUGACCUAUGACCUUGUGACCCCUGGGUCUGAAAAUCAACUACUUGUCACAAGCAUAUUUAUGUAUGAAGUUUAAUAACUAUCAGAAGAAAAAUCUGGAGAUAUGUUGCAUUCUGAGAAUGAAAAAUGAUUGAACAUUGCUCAGACUAAUGUUUCUGAACUGAAUCUUAAUAUUAUAUUAUAAUAUUAUUAUUAAAUAACAAGUACUAUUUAUUUAGAGUAUUAGGAUUGCUACUGAAGAAAAAUUCAAAAUAUGGUAUUAAACUAUUUAUUUUGGUAAAAGUUGUUAUGAAUUUUUUUUUCAAGCAAUAUUAGCUCUAAAUCUGAAAAUUUUAUUGUGCUAUUAUGAUAGUUUUUUAUGUAACUGUAACCAUAAUCAUGAUAAUCAUUAAUAGAAUUAAACUAAUGUUUAACAUUUUAUCAAAAUGAAGAUUUUGGUUCUACAGAAAUAAAUUUUUGAACUAGAAAA